Molecule: messenger RNA, 1519 nt
Organism: Phasianus colchicus (ring-necked pheasant)
Lineage: Eukaryota; Metazoa; Chordata; Aves; Galliformes; Phasianidae
Source: RefSeq, a predicted model, not a curated record
CCUAAAAGCAAGCACUGAACCCCCCCAGCCCCCUUCUGACCCCCCCACAGGCCCUCUGUUGCUCCCCCAUCCCAGGGCUCUCCCGUUGCGUUCCCCGCUCCCCAGGCUCUCACUGUGUGCCCCAUCCCAGGGGGUCUCUUGUCUGUUUGGGGGUCUUUCCCAUUGCAUCCCCCCCCUCCAGAAGUCUCUCCCUUCCCCAUCCCCGGGGGUCUCACCCACCGCCUUCCCCAACCCCCAGGGGUUUCUCCCCCUCCCCUCCUCACCCCCAGGCCUCUCUCCCAUUCUCUCCCAUUGCCCCCAAAGCCCCUCCCGGAGCCUCCCACCAUUCCUGGGCUCCCUCCCAAUGCCUGGGGGUCUCCCCCAUCCCCACCAAUCCCCCCCUUUUCCCCCAGCCUCUCUCCCAUUCCUUACCCCGUUCCCAGGCUCUCUCCCAUCGCCCUUCCCACCUCCACACUUCGCUCCCGUUGCCACCCCAGCCCCCACACAGCUCUUCCAUUGCCCCCCCCACGCACCCAGGGCCCCCUCCCCAUUUGCACCCCCACCCCUGGGCUCUCCCAUCACGCACCCCAUCUCUGGGGGUCUCUCCCAUCGCCCCCUCAGCCCCCAGGCUUUCUCCCAUCGCCCCCCCCCGGUCCUGGGGGUCUCUCCAUUGCCACCUUGGUGCCCAGGGGUCCCUCCCAGUGCCUCCCAAAGGCUCAGGGCUCUUUCCCCCCCCCCGUGGUCUCCCCCAUCGCAUGCCCCACUCCCAUCUGGCCUCACAGGUGGUGGUGCUCUCCCCCAUUGCAUCCCCCCACCUCCACAACUCUUCCCCUUUCCUCCCACAGCUCCCCCCCAUUCUUUACCAAAGCCCCUGGGCUCUCCCCCAUUGUGUGCCCCACAGCCCAGGGCUCUCUCCCCCUUUCCACCCCAGUCCAUGGGGGUCUCUCCCAUCUCACAUCCCAUUCCGGGUGGCUGGGCUGUUUGUCAUCCCCCGCCCCCCAGGGUCUCCCCCGUUCCCUUCCCCAAUUCUUGGUGCUUUCUCCCCUUCCCCCCCAUCAUGGGGGUCUCUCCAUUGCCACCUCAGCCCCCAGUGUUUCUCCCAUUGCCCCCACUGCCCCUCGUGCUCUCUCCCAUUGCUCCCACCAGCACCUGGGGGUCUUUCCCGUUGCCCCCCACCCCCAGGGCUCUCUCCCAUCACCCUUCCCACCCCCCCGGUUCACUUAUCACCACCUCAGGGACGUUUUCCCUUCGUCCCUCCCAUUUCAGCACGUAUCCCCUUUCCCACUCCAUUCUUUUGGCUUCCCUAUUGUCCCCCCCACCUCCAGAAGCCCCCUCCCUUCCCCUCCUCACCCCUUGGUGUCUCUCACACCCCACACCUGAGUUCCCCAGGGGCUCCUCCUGUUUCCUUCCCUACAUCCCAGGGCUUCUCUCCCCAUCUCCCCCCCUCAUCCUUAGGCUCUCCCAUCGCAUCCCCAAACUUUGGGUGGGGGGGGGGGUCUCUCCCACCCCUCAUUUCCUCUCCCCCUGAGCCCCGUUUGUC